Amoebophrya sp. A25 is the source of this 8736-nucleotide messenger RNA. Lineage: Eukaryota; Dinophyceae; Syndiniales; Amoebophryaceae. The record is from the annotation of a GenBank genome assembly.
GCCCGGUGUGGAGGAACCCUCGUGAAAUGGUUUGCUGUUUAUCGACUCAUAAAAAAUGGAAAAACUGUUCUCAAAAAAGAAAAGCAACCAGAAAACUUUGAUUCUCAAAAACUGCCACCAAUCUGCUGCAAUUGUAGCUUUACUAGCGAUAAAAAACGUAUGGUGAAAAGGUUCAUGGCCCCACCUGGCUAAGUGCCAGGAGUGGCGGGAUUCGGACGACCGGUACUAGCGGACAACGACGGACGGUGAGCGGGUUCGCGCUCCUGUAACGUGCGUGAAACGGGGGAUGCGAGUGUAAGAAGACGCGGAGUUUUUUCGAGGAAAAAGCAGGGCAUCGGCAAGCGACUGGACGAGUUUUUUUUCCGUGACUCAUCUCCUCUGCAGGGCCAGCCGUGACUUCUAGAAACGGACAACGGCGGAAAGAUUCAGACUGCAACAGCCCCAAGUGCUUCUCGAGGAGGAGGAGAAGUAAGUAAACGACGGACCGCAUUAGCAGAAACACAAGCACAAGUACUAGUAAACACCGAACCCCUCCGCCUCCUCCACUUGUCAAGAAUCUCAAUAUACCGAGAAGCAAAAAGACCUUGACCAGAACCUCAGAAGGCCGACCUUGAAACCUCUCAGAAGAGGGAACAUCACAAGAUGACGGAAGUUUUGUGGGAUUGGUGCCGGGAUUAUGCCGGUGUUAAUGUGGAGAGUGAGCGGGAGUUCGCCAACGGCUACAAAAUCGCCGAACUCUUGGCUACCCACAAUCAACAGCUAGAGUUUCCAGCCAAAUUUCGGGAUACGGAUUUGAUCGAUGACCAAAUCAAUAACUUUGCGGAGUUACAACCUAGCUUGAAAAACUUAGGGAUAAAGUUUUUGCCCAGUGAUGCGGAAGCGAUCAUGGGGAAUAAGUACUGGAUUUUGUCUGGAAAUUUGUACAACAUCAUAAGGACAAGAAAUAGUAUAAGCGAUCAUAAUCUUUCGGUUUUCAUCCGACGACCUUGAAAUUAUCAUCCUUCACUCAUGUUUCAUCUAUCCAUUACGAUUACUCUCUCCUGCACCUUCGUUGCUGUUCAACCCAACAAUAGGCGGGGAGCAGCUUUGCGGCUGCUAUACCAGAUCAAGAUGGUGAUUGAUCGGAUAGCAAUGACCCAGAGACCUAGUUUGCCGGCUUCGCAGCAUAGUGACAACCUCAUUAUCCGAGAUCCAAAGCUUUUGGCACGUAGUUUUCGUCUUCCGAAACCAUCCGCUGAUGCUGAGGAAAGCAGGUACUUUGUCGAGAAAAUUUGAAUUGUAGUCUGAAAGGUAGUCUUACAUGGACCAGAAACCGUCAUGAACCUAGUAGACAGGAUUAUAUUAUCUUCGUACAUCUUAGUACUUGUACAACUUGUUCUUGUUCAUGUACCUUAAUAUUCCAGAAUUUGAGCUUUUUCCAUUCCCACACACCAUCCACCGGUACUAGAUUCUUCGUCAACCGCCUACGCGCACAGUGCGCUCACGCGACUUUGCAGAGAAGGGAAGCGAGGUAUAACAAAUUUGAGAGGGAGAAGCUGUCACAGCAAAUGCUGGCGCAGGAGAUGGAUAAGGUUGACGCAGAGAAGGCUCUAGAAGAUCGCGAGACACAUAGAAAAGUCUGCCUCGACAUGAUGAAGCGGAAUAAGACUUUCUUAGACCAGUGGAACGAACAGGGGGUGAUGGUAUUAGAACACUAUCUAAGACGGACGAUAUAGUAUUUCUAUUUGAUGUUAGAAGACGAGGACAGACGUUUCAUUCAUAAAAUUCUCAAAAUUAGUAUUGGGCCCUUCUCCUGAAGUGAAGUCCGGUAUCAAAUAGUCCCGUCGACAGUUUCGGAAUACUGAUCUGGGCAAUUCACCAUGACCAAGGGGGGCUUUCUUGCGUUCUUAGGCUGACUACUCUGUAUGUGAUGUAAGUGGGGGUAACGAUAACUCUGGUUGUAGCACCUCCGCAACGACUAAAUAUUUUACUCUUGAAUCUUUUCUUUAAAAAUGCAUUCUCCAUAGGACUGGAAGACGAAUCUUGCGAGACAACGACAAAGAGAAAACCUAGAAAAGAGUUACCGAACGCGACUCGUUCAACGACAGAGGAAGAACGUACGUGGCUUGAAGGACGCGAAGACACUCGAGGUGACGCAAGUUAUGCUGGUUGUGCGAUAUCUCAAUCAGAAAAAAACAAGCCUCGUGGCUUCACUAAUUUAAAUAAAACAAUGUUCAAUAGAAUCUAAACCGAUCAAGUGCCACUUCUGCUCUUCUUCCUCCUCUCUUCUAACCAACGAAUCGACGAUUUCGAGCGAAAUCUUCGCAAGUAUACGUCAGGAGAGAAGGCAGAGGAUGUAGAUGCUGACUUAGCCGCAACAUUGCAGCAGUCGGCUAAUGCAGACCAGUAUUUCUCGGAGGAAGAGGACGACGACACGACAGCAGGUGGAGACGGUCUUGUAAGGCGAACUACACGUGCAGAAACUGUGAAAGACCUCUUUGCUGCGUUAAUUAUGAGUUGGUGAAGUUGUGAUGUACUAUUGGUGACUUGUUGUAGAUGUUACUAUGCAUCCAGGAAAGAAUGAGUAUCUUCGGAUGUCCGCAUCUUACCACGACUAAGACUAGAAGACACUUCAGUUUGAGGUUGCUUCUUGUUUCUCAAUAUUUCAUGCUUUCUCCACUUGCCUUCUCAUUCUCUAAUUUCCAUUCCAAAGUGCCUGGCCCCGAGAUUCUCCUCAAAGACGCAGAGGAGUUCCUUGGGAAGAUCAAAGACAGCAAAAUAGCGGGAAACUUGGCACGGAAGGAGAGGGAACAAAGGCGUAGGAGGUUUCUGGUAGAUCUGGCGCAAGAGCAUGAGGGGGUAGCGGAACAGUACCUGCGAGAACACCUGAUGCAGCAGCUAACGAAACCUUGUGUGGAGGAGGAAAGGAUUAACUAUUUUUAUGAUAGGGAGACAGCCAUUUUUGCUGGUUCGUUUUUUUCACGAGGGUCUGACGGUCUUUCUCUUCAAUCCAGAAGUUUCUCUUCUCUUUUUAGAAAUCCCGACUUCUUCUGCUGUACUCUCUUACUGAUUUUCCUUCUUCUAAUCUCUAGUCUGGAAGACCUCCCAGUACGAGAGCGUCAUGCGCGAGUCCCGCAGGCAACGCAUGAAGGACUACGACGCUCAGAGAAAGCUAGACACUCAGGUCGAGAAGAGGAGAGACCUCGAGUUGCGCGACUUGCAGAUCGACGAGUUGUUUGGCACAACCCAAGUGAGCGACGCCAAGGCCUAUCGCGCACUAGAGCGCGGUCGUGUAGCGAGGCGGCGGGCCUACCAUGUUUCUCUUGUCGAAAACAUUGUCACAGAUGCCAUGGUAGAGCUCAUGAACUUGGCAGAUGCGCAACAGGAAUUGACGGACAAGGGCAGAGUAGAUGGGCGAGUGUGGAAGAGUUGGAUGGACUCAUUUAUUGCCGGGGAACCACUGGAGGAAUUGUAUGCAGGUAAUAUAGAUUUUUCUCGCCUCCUUUACACUUUUUGAGUUAUCUUCUUUACACUUUUUGUGUAGGAUGAAGGGCUAAAUGUGCGUUUACACUUUUUGAGUGUGUUGUGAAGAAUGCUGUAUUUAUCCCUAAAACUACAGGCGACGCAUCCAUUUCGGAUAAGAGGCCCUACCAGAUCGGCCCUUACGACGACAGCCAUAAGCUCGACUUUGAAAGUGCCGAUUUGCUUGAAGGUGCUUUCAAGUCCUAUCUUUUGUGCACUGACCAAUGGCAGGUCUCAAAGGACACACUGGCUCUGGUUGACGCUCCAGCUGGCGAGGAAGAGGGGCCAUCAGAGGAAGCAUGGAAAGCAGUCAUGUCCGCUGAAGAAUUGGUAUGGCUCGAGAUGGAAUAGUACUAAACUACAGCUUAUAGAUGAUCUUAUUUCUUUAGACUUCCAAAUCGGGAGAUCCCUCUCCUCGCGAUCCCUCUCGCUCUUCUAACCUACGAAGCCCUCCCCGAAGAAUACAAGAGCAAGUUGAGCGCAGCACCAGAAGUGACACGUGGCCAACACACGAAUUUUAGGAUGGCAGCUGUGGUAAAUGGCAUAGUGUCCCAACUCUACCCAGAACCACAACAAAUAGUCCCACCCGCCGACCCUCUGCCGAGUGUGCCUCUACGUUUGGUCUUGGCCGGCAAACCGAUGUGCGGGAAGAAGACAUUAGCAAGGAAAUUGGCGGAUGAGUUUGGAUUGGUACAGUUUUUCAAUCUCGUUUUUUGACCACGCGUGUUGGGAAAACGCUUUUGGUUUUCUCAUUCAUUGUUCAUCCUUUCUAGUCGAGAGACCAAUAUCAUUUCAUGUUCUUUGUUAGACCUUGCUCUUCGACGAGCACCAAACCACCACAUAAAAACAGGAAGUGCUCGAUCCAACUUCGGUGUUGAAGCAGGCCAUGAAUUUGGCAGGCAGACCGCAAGAGGGGACUUUAGAUGCUCUGCAUGCAAACGCACAUGUGCCACCUGAUAUCAGUGGAGAUCCGUAUCUUCUGGCACUGAAAGACUGCGGUGCUAGGGCAGUUGCAAUUGUGGAUGAAGGUAGUUUUUUUGGGGAUAACUUUUGAUCAUUUAACAUUCUGGAGUGAGUGCUUUCAUUAAGACGUCUGUGAGUGUUGCUUUGUAGUAGAAAGGAACACCAAGUAGCAGGAAUACCAAGCUUUAAUAUCCCAAUCUUUUGUACUGACACAACCCCAUCCAUCCAUCCAUCCAUCCAUCCACUGACACUACCAAGCUUUAUCCCAUCCAUCCUUCCAUAACCUCCAGGUGAAGUCGUCCCACCAGAGCUUUACGUGGAGAUGAUUAUUUGCAAGCUCAAAUCCCUUGAGAAAUCGAUGACGACAGGCUGGUGUCUCUGCGAAUUCCCUAUCACCUUACACGAGAUGCGAUUAUUUGAAAAAGCUCUGUGUGGGUAUUCAUUGAGGAUGUUUUCUAGUCGUCAGCCUUGUACUUGUCUGUAUGCUUUUCUUGGUGUUCCUCCAGCACUUGGUCACGUCUACCAAAUUUGUGUUGAUGCUCAUUUCUCUGCCUUUUUCUAUUGCCCAACACGAUAAAAGAUGCAAUCUUUCUCCUUCUCAGAUACAUCGAGCCCUCACAGCGUGAGAUUCCUGACGCGGUGCAGAGGAAGAAGGUAGUAGAGUACCUAAUCCCAGAAGCUGAGCGGCCUCCGGAACCCUAUGUGCCGGAAGUCGGUGGAUAUGAUCUCUACGUCUUGCUCGAGGCAUCCUGUGAAGCCGUAGUGUUGCGAUCGGCUGGUCGCAGAGUGGACUUGACCACGACGACUGUUUACAACGUAUUGGAGGAACAUCAAUUUUUUUUUUGCGUGGAUUUGACCAAGGAACCGAUAUAUUUUUAGAUGUCAAUUUGGUGUCGAAAACCACUACUCUUCAUUACACUUUUUGGUACAAAAUCCAUCAGGAUCCCUCUUGUAGGAGAUGUUAUUUCUCCCCUCCAAUAGGAAGUAGUCGCAAAUUCAAACUCAGAUCGCCGAAGACCAGCAGAAGAAACCUCAGGACGUAAAAUACGAGAAUCUUAGGGCGCUGGAUAUGCGGGAGAAGGCACAAGGCACAUUCUGCGAGAGAAUGCACUUCUUCGAUGUGCAUCAGGUACUUUCACGACGAAUCGACGUAGAUGAAGAUGUCGUUUAAAUACAUCGUUGUCAAGUAAAUUACAAUGAAUUCUGCUCCACCUCGGGCAACCUCCAGAAAAUUAUGCUCCUCCAGAUCCAAACCUUGAAAUUUCUGGAGCUUUUCGCGCCUAUGCCGGAUGUUCCUCGUGUGCUCUUGGUGUCGGAGGAUGCUCCAGAACAUGUGUUUGAGGUAGUAAGGUCAAAAGUCCAGGAACUAUUAAAGUUCAGACGGAAGGCGGACGAGGCAGUGCGCGAAGCAACGCCGCCAACUCAGACGGCGGAAGUGGCAGAGCCAGUGUUAUGGAUUGUACUUCUCAGGAAACAGAAAGCAUUAGAGUGAGUCAAGUUGCAACUUGGGAGGUGCUUACACCAAUAGUUUCGUCUGCACCGACUAGCUCUGUAGACCUAGAUCGUAGCUUCUAAUCACAGCACCAGUCGCUGCCGCGGAUGAGGCCAAUGCCGACGGUACCGACGAAGCUGCCCCUGCAGAAGCUGUUGCAGCACCCUUUGAGCCGUAUACUCUUGACAUGCUCAAAGACCUCUGCGCCAAGCUUGAAUCCAGAUACCUGGAAUUACUCCACUCCCAGUGGCUCGAGAUCCAGGACUCCUACGUGGAGACCAGCAAGCUCACUCUGCAGCGUUACGAGCAGCACUUACGGGAGACCUCAGCAGGACUCAGCUACUUGCGGGAGAAGUUUAUAACCUUCUUGGAAAGAAAAAAGCCCGAGAAACAGACGUUGUUGAACGAGUACGUGCUGGAUUUCAACACCUGGAACACGGAAUAUCCGCACAUGAUUUUGGAUCCAGAGCCAAAGGCGGAAUUCCAUUUGAGGUACUAAUGUAAGGUUCCACGUCUAUCAUCUGGUGUGAGUCAUUCUGUCUAACAAUUACUACUCCCUCCUCACUGGAGUUUGUUAUUACAAACAAGCACACUGUAGUCUAAUUUAUGGAGAAUGUUGUCCAUCAAGGUGAUGCAACAUUCACAUGGGAAUGAGCUUUUAUUUAAUUUUUUAUUGAUCAUUCCUUUCGCCGUAUUGUAUCUUCAUUAUCCUCUUAUGCGUCGUCUCAGGUUACAGGCAAUGCGACAGCAGUUUGCUGACUUCAGGGAUGCCAAGAGGGAAGAGACGGAGACCUUCAUUGGUGACAUUCGGGCAAGUCUGUUCAUUGAAGGCCUCAUCAACGUGGUUUGCGUGCUGGCGCAGCAAUUCGUAUUUUCUCAUGCUGUUUGCAUUUGGUCAGUGACUACUUGCGGAGUUGUAAUGAAAUCCUACCUGUAGUUCUUGAGGUUUCUCUUUCUGCCUAUCGUCAUUAUCCAAUAACUAAUCGACCUUUAUUCCAACCACUAGGUGUCCGUCGAGACGGAGCGGUAUCAUCGAACAAGCCAAUUGCUUACCGACUUCUAUGCCCUAGCAGCAGGGAAGAACAUCCCAGAGAGUCGUCCUAUGCCGGAGAAGAUUCAAAUUAUCACGCCAGAAACUGCCGCAGAGUUUUCAGCUCGUGUCAUGGUGGACACACCGGCAUCCGGGGCUGAGGGGUCAGCCGCCGAGGCAGAGCCAACGAAGGUGGAGACUUUUCCGUUCGUGGAACAGCUUAGGACGUACGCCGACAGCGUAGCGUGGCCAAUAGUAGAGACGCCUGAAGGGGAGGAAGGAGCCUCACUGAAUCCAGGAGCAGUCGACCUGGCGCAAGCACUUCUGUCAGAAAGAGUGCUGUUUUUGUUAUGGAUUGAAGAGAUGAAGAAGUAGUAAGUAGUGGAUAUAGUACCUGAAUCGAAGAAUGGGUAGUAGAAUAGCGUCCAACUGACUCUGUAGCCGUUUGUCGUACUUCUGUCCUCUAAUCUCUUCCCGCGUAACCCAAGUGCAACAGUGGAGCUCAAGAAGGUGUAAAGAGAUAUCAGCGUUGGAGGCUGAGUUGCAUCAAGGUUUUCGAGAUCAGCUGACUGCUCGUGAGUUCAAGGAAGGCGAAGUCGAGGUGGUGCUGCUGCAGAAACUGCAUAAAGCAGUUGAAGCACACAAACCGAUCGAGUACAGGCUUAUAGCUGACACGACACAGAUCACGGAAGUGCAGAAUGAACGGGUACUGCCAGAACCAGAAAAGGUCGUGGUGCCGAAGAAAGUCUCAGGGGUAAGAGCAGAGUGGGACGCAGAGCAGCUGGCGGAGGAAGUUGAUGCGUUCUUCCCGAAAUUCUAAAAACACUCAUACUACCCCCUUAAAUUCUGAUGCUGGAUUCUUUAUAACGGCGUAGUUGUAAAGUGCUAGUGAUGUUGUUUUUCUUCUCUCUGGAAUCUAUCAAUGGAUCUGAUUCAAUGUAUCUGUCAGGUAGUGUGUUAGGAGGUAUUUUUGCGUUGGGAAGGACAAUUAAAGUCAUCGUGUUUGGUCGCUUCUCCACAAAAUUAUAUCCUCUAACCUGACCUCCAGGAGCAUGCAGAUUGAUAUUCCAGUAGCUAUAGUUUUUUACCAAAAAACCUCUAACCAAAUCCUCUUUUUCUUAUCAAUAGUCGUUCCUGCUGGUUUGCUUAUUCGCUGAUAACAAAAUUGUCUCGAUUUUUGCUCUUUCAUUCGUUAUAGUUUGUAGAAUAGUUAGACAUGAAGAAGCCCCCAGAGGCACCCUAAUAUGGGGUGUUUGUAGCUUGGCUUCAUGCUUUUUUUGUUGAGCUAUAUCCCCUGAUCGAAUAGCCCUUCGACAGGAUCAUAUAAGGCCAACAAAUCUAAUGAUGGUUUUUACAGUAUCUAUUCAAUCUAGAAGUCCCAUCAAAGUUUUCUAGUGUUAGACAUGCAGUCACAUGCAAGUGUUAGAUACCUAUGAAUACCUACCGUGAAGAUGUUGGUUUUCUUACAAUGUUGAUGUUCGUUUUUGCUUUGAAGAUUUCUGUGAAAACAUUGCAUAGUCUGUAUGGAUGGUGAAAAAAUGCCAGAUGAGAAAUGUUGUAAAGAUUAGACGUCUCGGAUUCUUUUCUUGGUACUAGCUACCUGUCCUCAGACUGGGUGGGUCUUCCUCAGUUGGAGGUGACUCACGACACAGUCUUGUGGCGUUCGAAGAUUCGAUCAUCGUGCUGUGUCAAUUCGAAGAAAUAUCGGGAUUUUUUUUUAGAAUGAGUGUGUCUUUUUUUUCGGUUGAGG